Mucor mucedo is the source of this 1624-nucleotide messenger RNA. RefSeq lists its product as uncharacterized. The transcript has a single exon. Bases 382 to 1524 code for a protein of 380 amino acids. NCBI's taxonomy places the organism in Eukaryota, Fungi, Mucoromycota, Mucoromycetes, Mucorales, Mucoraceae. The record is from RefSeq and is a predicted model, not a curated record.
AGGUUUGUUGUACGCAUCUGGCUAUACAUGCUCUAUAGAACAAUGCAUACUGUCUUACAGUCUUCUGGGAGUAGUGGAUUAAAUUUAUGCAUUUUUUACACCAUCCUGAAGGGAUUUCCAAUGGCUGGCAAGGCUGUAUGGCAUCCAAGCCAUCCAUUAUUUUUUUUUAAAUAAAAUCUACAUUUUAAGCCUAUAAUUCUAUCCAAUCAAAAUAAUUAUUUUUAAACAAUUUGAACCAUUUUUAUUUUGGCAAAAACGGUUCCACCGAAAUACAAAAAAUUCUAUAACCCGACAAUGUCCAUAUUAAGAUUAACCAAAAAAAUUGAGCUUUGAACGUCCGAAAAACUCUAUGGGUGUGUAGUAACACUAAAGCAGGUACGCAUGCAACAAGUCCAUAAUAUUGCUGAAUUGGGGUCACCUAUCAGUCACCUUUUUCGAAAGUUUAAGAGGACCGAUCAAGAAAGGCAACUCCGGAAAACUUCCUCUGCAUUAAACUUGUCUCAGCUUUAUCAGCGAGUUACAAAAGAUCACAUUGCCUAUUUUACAAUGCAAUGCAAGAUACGUACAGCCUCUUCAACAACAUUUGUCUCUGGCUAUUCAACUUCAUCCACAUUUGUUUCUUCAUCUACUGCAAACACCGUCGAUAAAAAAGUGCCAGCCCGUAAGAAAUUAUCAAAUCGAUUAUCUAUGGUCUUUUUUUCAAAUACCCAACCCGAAUUCAACAUGCCUUGUCAUCAUGACGAAGCUGAUCCUGAGCAGGACAAAAGAAACCAAUCCGAGAUGAUUCGAAUUAUUAGAAUGGUUUGUGACAUACUUGGUAUCACCUAUUAUCAAACUUCGUGUACGCAACUGGUAGGACUUUUAGCUCUCAAAAAUAGCAAACGACCCGUUCCACCACCACCACCAUCUUCGACUCAGCCUCCUCCUCCUCAAUCACAUUCAUUAUUUCGAUCCAAAAUAUUUAAUUCAAAUGAUAGACUCUCUGACUUGAAUCGCAAACACGCUUCGUUAAUCAGCAAUCAAUCAAAUUAUAGCGCGUCAAAUACAGGAUGGUGGUCAAGACAAGUACAUCGUUUAUCGGCGCAAUUCACCUUUUCAAAUAUGGAUAAUAGCACACAAUUAUUUAGCGCCUCUUCUCACGCUAUUUCAAGUAGCCAUGACUUGUUAAAUUUAGGAAGGAUAGAACAAGAGCAACAGAUUCUUCAACAAAGCGAAAACGAUGAACAGGAAGAAGAUGACUCUUCUUCUGAUGGAUUUUCAACAUUCUCCAUUGAUAUAUCGUCUAUUGCCUCAUCAAAAUUUAAUGACGAUGGAUCACCUGUACAGAUUGUGUCACUUCGUUAUUCGAAAAUUAAAGGUUCAACUAAAGUGUUUAAAUUAGCCAAAGGUUGGAUCCAGAAACUCUUAUCACAAAACAAUGAAUAUAAACAAAACUUAAUGACACGAUCCGAAGCUGAAGCCUAUAUUAAAUCUGUUGAUCUUCAACAAUUUGAAACACAAGAAAACGAUGUUAUUAGGCUUUAAUAGCGCUCUUCCCACCCUCCCCCCCCCAUCAGCAUCUUUUUCUUUGUAAGUACUAUUUACAUAUACAUAUAUCUACAUCAUCUGUCCCAGACCAUUCCCU